AUGCUGAGGAGGUUGAGGAGAGGACUGUGGAACUAUCGCAGUGUCGCUCUGAUCGUUUUCACGCCGCUGCUGCUGCUUCCUCUUCUUCUCGUCAUCGGGACGAAGGAGGCAGAAUGCGCCUACGUGCUGCUGCUGAUGGCGACGUUCUGGGUGACGGAGGUGAUUCCUCUGUCCAUGACUGCCAUGCUCCCCGCCAUCUUCUUCCCCGUGUUUGGCAUCAUGAGUUCCUCAGACGUGGCGAAGGAGUACUUUAAAGACUUCCACUUCCUGCUGGUGGGCGUCGUCUGCCUCGCCACGUCCAUCGAGAAGUGGGGUCUCCACCGGAGGAUCGCCUUGAGGCUCGUCACCAUGGUGGGAGUCAACCCUGCGUGGUUGAUGUUGGGCUUCAUGUCCGGCUGCGCAUUCCUCUCCAUGUGGGUCCAGAACACCUCCGCUGUUACCAUGGUGAUGCCCAUCGUGGAGGCUGUUCUCCAGCAGAUCCUGAAGGCCAAGGAGAGUGUGUGUGUCGGUGAAGACAACCCAAACCUGCAGCUGGAAGAAAUGAACGGCCACGCUGAAGCCACGAAGGAAACUCUGAGUGAGCAGAAGCUUCCAGAUGUCCCUGAAGGAAGCCUCACUGGUGUUCAGAUACAGACAGUGCCUCAGCCUGCAGCAGCUCAGGUUGCUGAGCGUCAGGCGGCAGCUUCCAGCACAAGUCACCAAAACCGGAUGAUUUGUAAAGCCAUGUGCAUCAGCAUCGCCUACUCCUCCAACAUCGGAGGCAUCAGCACGCUGCCCGGCACGUCGCCCAACCUCAUCUUCUCUGAGUACAUCAACCAGAUUUACCCAGACUGCGACUACAUUAACUUUGGGAACUGGCUGCUGUUGUGCCUGCCCAUCAGCGUGAUCAUGCUGCUGCUGACGUGGAUGUGGCUGUACUGGCUCUUCAUUGGCUCAGACUUCAAGUUCCUGUGGCGAUGUGGAGGAGAGCCGUCUGAGAAAGAGGCAGCAGCAAGACGAGUGAUAGAGGACGAGUUCAGGUCGCUGGGGCCCAUGAGUUCUCAGGAGAUCUUCACUGGUGUGAUUUUCCUGCUGAUGGUGUUGCUGUGGUUGACCAGAUCUCCGGGUUUCAUGCCAGGCUGGUCUUCUCUCUUCCCUCACCAGUCGAGCUUCAUCACCGAGGCCACCGUGGCUCUGCUGCUGGGCCUCCUGUUCUUCAUCGUACCCGCCCACGGACCCUCCAGAAAAUACGAGGCCAUGAUCACCUGGGAGGAGUUCAGCGUCUCCAUGCCGUGGAAGGUCGCCCUGCUGGUCGGUGGCGGCUUCGCCCUGGCUGAAGGCACGGAGGAUUCGGGUCUGUCGACGUGGGUGGCCGAGCUGCUGACACCCCUGGGUCACCUGCCGGUCUUGGCCACGAUCACCAUCACCUGCCUCAUCGUCACCAUGGUAACAGAGGUGGCCAGCAAUGCCGCCACCAUCACCAUCUUCCUCCCGAUCCUCUCUCCUCUGGCGGAGGCCAUCCACGUCAACCCGCUCUACAUCCUGAUCCCCACCACCCUGUGCACCUCCUUCUCCUUCCUGCUCCCAGUGUCCAACCCCCCCAACGCCAUCGUGUUUGCCUACGGGCACAUCAGCAUCAUGGACAUGGUGAGGGCGGGGCUCGGCGUCAACCUGAUCGGCGUCCUCGCCACCCUGUUGGCCGUGGCGACGUGGGGAGUCCCGUUAUUCUCUCUGGAUACGUACCCCGACUGGGCGCUGCCUCUCCCUGUGGUCAACUCCACAGCGCCGUGA
Molecule: messenger RNA, 1770 nt
Organism: Chelmon rostratus (copperband butterflyfish)
Lineage: Eukaryota; Metazoa; Chordata; Actinopteri; Chaetodontiformes; Chaetodontidae
Gene: slc13a1
Product: solute carrier family 13 member 1
Exons: 15
Coding region: 1-1770 (589 amino acids)
Biological process (GO): monoatomic anion transmembrane transport
Cellular component (GO): membrane
Molecular function (GO): sodium:sulfate symporter activity
Source: RefSeq, a predicted model, not a curated record